GUAUCCAAAUGAUAGGGGCACAAUCUAUUGGAGUAUGCUAUGGAAAAAUUGCCAACAAUUUACCAUCAGUUCAAGAUGUUAUAAAACUAUACAAUGCUAAUGGCAUCAGGAGGAUGAGAAUAUACUAUCCACACACAAAUGUCUUCAAUGCUCUCAAAGGAAGUAACAUUGAGAUCAUUCUCGAUGUCCCAAAUCAAGAUCUUGAAUCCCUAACUGAUCCUUCAAGAGCCAAUGGAUGGGUCCAGGAUAACAUAAUAAAUCAUUUCCCAGAUGUUAAAUUUAAAUAUAUAUCUGUUGGAAAUGAAGUAUCUCCCACAAAUAAUGGUCAAUAUGCACCAUUUGUUGCUCCUGCCAUGCAAAACGUGUACAAUGCAUUAGCAGCAGCAGGAUUGAAAGAUCAAAUCAAGGUCUCAACUGCAACAUAUUCAGGGAUCUUAGCGAAUACCUACCCGCCCANAUUAUCCAUUGUUUGCUCCGACCGGUAUACAAAGACGAGCACGCUGCAUCUGAAGAUGAGUAAGACCUGGAGCUCUACACCUCACUCGACCGCGGAACCAAUGCCGCUGGCACGAGAUGGAUUUAUAGGAGGAGAAGUUGAAGUGUUGAUGGCUGUUUUUGGGACUUUUUGCUCGAGUUUUAGAGCUGAAAAUGGUGGUGCUCAUGGUGUUGCUGCUCGGCUGGAGCUCGUUUUUCCGGCGAGCUGCUGGAGCUCAUCUUUCCGGCGAGCUGCUGAGGAGGAAGACGAAGAGAGCAGCAACUGGUCCUUUUGUGCUUAA
Molecule: messenger RNA, 776 nt
Organism: Nicotiana tabacum (common tobacco)
Lineage: Eukaryota; Viridiplantae; Streptophyta; Magnoliopsida; Solanales; Solanaceae
Product: glucan endo-1,3-beta-glucosidase, acidic-like
Biological process (GO): carbohydrate metabolic process
Molecular function (GO): hydrolase activity, hydrolyzing O-glycosyl compounds
Source: RefSeq, a predicted model, not a curated record